GUUCAAAUAACAUUGACACUUGACAUGAAAAGUUAUAAUAACUUAACUCAUUGUAAACAUUGUAGGGGAAUGAUCAUUAUCUCUUAUGUUGCGGCAGUGAGUGCAAGUACACCAUGAUGUGCCUUACGCAAAAAAUUGUGUUGUUAUUGUUGAUUGCGGACGUUUGUUCAAAGAAAGAAAAUUUCAGAAGUCACUCUAGAACCCAAGAAAAAAAGUUGAAAUCGAAUCAAGACGAUCGAAAUCAAGGGUCCUCCGAAGAAGAAGACGGGACAAAUUUGUACUCCGCUAGAAACGCAUCGCGUGCACAUACCACAAAUACGAAGCCGAAACAAGAUGCUAUUGUGGAAAAGUUCGUGGAGUCCUUAGUGUCAAGUGAGAAGUAUUACAAAAUUAUGGAAACUAUGGAGCGCAGAUUACGUCAUUUGGAGAUCUCAUUUGAUGAAAGGACUAACACGUUGGCAAAAUAUAUAUUGGAAAUACUGCAACUGGUGAAGUCAUCGCCGUCAGAAGUGAUGGAAGUAGCACUACGGUCCAUGAAAGCUGAUUUAGAUAAACUCAGGACUGCAAUAGUGAAGCAAAGUACUCAUCCAAAUAUGCGACUGGAUGGCCACGAGUAUCACGGUGAUAUAGAUACUCGGAUGACGAUCAUGGAAGGCAACAUCAAGACAGUGCUGGCUGGAGUGGAGUCGAUACAUAACACUAUAGCGGAAGUGAAGAACCGCCAAUACUCCAGGACUUUUGUCAAGUCAGAGGGCGGGAUGCCGGCGGCAGCAGACGCUUUAAACCUAAUAAAUGAAUUCCGUAGGACGUUACACGAGCAAAAGACAAGAAAAUGCGAUUGCAAAUCGGGAAGAUUUGAUCGUGCGGAGCGCUACCCAACAGAUUGUCGCGAGAUUCAAAUGCAGGGCUUCAAUGCCUCAGGCAUAUACAAAAUUAAACCAGAAGAUAUGGACCCAUUCUACGUACUCUGUGACCUCAUUACAUCUGGGGGAGGCUGGACGGUUAUCCAAAACCGCUUUGACGGUUCCCAAGAUUUUUACAAAGGCUGGUCUGACUACAAGCACGGCUUCGGCAAUCUGGCAGGCGAAUUUUGGUUGGGCUUAGAGAAGCUGAACUACUUGACAAAUCAGAAGCUGUACGAGUUAAGAAUUGAGAUGGAGACGCAGCACGGACAAGAGGCUUACGCCGGCUACUCAGUCUUCACAGUGGGCCCUGAACACGAAGGAUAUAGAAUCAGCACUCUGGGAACCUAUUUCGGAACUGCGGGGGAUUCUUUAACAUACCAUGCAGGACAAAAGUUUUCUUCUUUGGACAUGGACAAUGACGAAUGGAAAGACGGCGCCUGCGCAACUGAACACGGCGGAGCUUGGUGGUACAAGGAGUGCGACAAGAGUAACCUCAACGGAAGAUACACGAUGUCAUCAGAAGAACACAGAGGACAAUCGAUUUAUUGGAUAUCUUUCAAAGGCCCCAAUUCUCCGUUGUCUAAAACGAAGAUGAUGAUAAGACCACUACCGGCAAGCAAGCCUGUCGACUAUACUGAUAGUUUGAAACGGAAAAUUGUAGAUACCAAUAAACUGAGAAGUCCACACGAAUCCUCAAGUAACACAAGGGCGAAGGAGAAGAAGACAGCGUACGAUAUCGGCCGCGCGCCCUAUCGAUACGAAGAGCCAACACACGCCGAUGCAUUCUUCCCCAACUAUGCCUGAACCACACACGUAACACCGAAUGGUAUCACUCUUCAUUGAUCCUGAAUAUCACAAAAAGCACUCGAAGGCUUUGAUUAAACAGUAAAAUCGGCCCUUUUGAUUCAUCUGCCUUCAUUAAUAAAGCGGGAUAAUCUUUAUUAUUAUUAUUAUAGGUACUAUUCGCGGACAAAAUUAGUUCACUGAAAAGGGGCAAACCUUUAUGCGAUUAUCUAUUCAAAACUCCCCUUGCCAACUUUAAAGAGUACGGAGAUUUAUCUCCAGUAUGAAUGUACCUUAAAUGGAUACUUACGAAGUUUUUUUUAUUUUUUAGUAAACGUCAUAAAAUCAAAGUAAUUCUGCAAAUCAAUCACAACAUUCAAAUUUAAUUAUACUAAGAACUCGCAAUAAAAACGGGCGAUUUAUAAUCCAGUACACCAAGCACGAACAACUAGCGUGAAAGUAUUCGUAUCGCCAUCGUCAAGUUUCCAUGGCAGGAACUAGUUUGUUCUUACGUCCAGUAGGGGCGCUGCUUAAAAUCUUUACGAUGGCGAUACGAAUGCUUUCUCGCUGGUUGUUCGUGCUUGGGGUACGUACUGAUCACAAUAUAAGCUUACUUUAAAAGCUGCUACUAUCAGUUUAUUUAAAAAAUGUAAAUGAAAUUACACUUUUGUUAACACUGUUAGCUCUUAAUGUUACAGCAUUAUUUAUAUAGUUAUAUUUUUAAUUAAUCUGAAAGUACGUAAAAAGUUAGCCUUUUAUAAUUUUGUUAUAUUAAAAAGAUCGGGUUUUAUAUAACGUUUAAGUAUGAUAGUAUUUUUAUACAGAAUCCUGUUCUAAGUAACUUUCUUACAGAGAUAAUGCACGUAGCCAUUAUCAUGUAGAUAAAGCAUAUAUUUAAAAAGUUACAAAAUGUUAACGUUAAGUUGAAAUAUUACUUAGGUGUGAAUGUAUCAUAAACUCCUUCUUACUUAUUUUUCUAUAUGUAAAAAUAGGAAAAGAAUAAUGGUAGGUUCUUAUUAUAUUUUCUAAGAACAACAACCUAACUAAUUAAAUAAUCUUUAGUGUAUAUUUUUUAUUAAUGAUUGUUAUAAUCUCCUCCUCUACUCCUUUAUUUUAUAAAUUGAACAUAUAAUUUAAUAUAUACCAAUAGUAUACUCCGAACCCUAACACUGAUAUAUGAACUUACUACUCUUAAGUUUACUUUUACGAAAGAUGUGCGAAUUUUUUAAUUAAUUUUAAGCAUAUUACUGAAAUAGCGCUGUGGUUGCAGGAUUCUUCUUCAGAGUGCGUAUUAUGAACUCUUGCGCUAAACAAUAACAGCGCCAGUGGUUAAAGCGGGUUGCCGCUCUACUGUGCCUAUAACGAGGUCACGCUUUAACAAAAGGUAUUGUCUGGUUUGUUAAGAGUUCAUAUAAUAUGAUCUCCGGUAUUUUUUAUUAGCGAUUUAUGACAAACAUUUAACUUAAAAAAUGCACUUUUAUUAUAUUUUUUGUUUGAAAAUAUGAUUAUGAUAAUUAACUGAUGGCGAUUGAUUGCCGAGAGAAUGUUUUUGCUAGUAAUAAAUUUUCUUUAGUAUCCGUAUAGUUCAAGUAAAUUUAGUAAGUUUUUUUAGAUACUGUAGAUUUGGAUAUUAUGUUCAAUUUUAUUAUUUAAAGAAAGAAGUGAAUAAAUGUUUGGUACUCCAUAACAUGUUUUAAGGUCGGUUACACAUUACGAUGGAUUUAAAUAAAAUGAAC
Chilo suppressalis (striped riceborer) is the source of this 3424-nucleotide messenger RNA. The record is from the annotation of a GenBank genome assembly. Lineage: Eukaryota; Metazoa; Arthropoda; Insecta; Lepidoptera; Crambidae.